CAGCAUCCUGGGCUAAGAGUUGGUUGCAUUCUUAUUUUUCUGAUAGAAUGCAGUAUACUGCAUAUAAUGGCAAAUCUUCUUCUGCUUUGCUUACAAAAGCCGGUGUUCCUCAAGGUGCCGUCCUCUCUCCCUUUCUUUUUUCUUUCUUCUUACAUGACCUGCCACAUUUAAACGAAACCAAUUUUGUCAAAUAUGCUGAUGAUCUGACUGUAUCACUGCCUAUCACUUCUGAGUCUGACUGCUCCAAACUUAAUAGCUUUUUGUUGGACAUCAGCAUGUGGUCUAAGUCAAAUGGUCUUAUGUUAAAUCCUUCCAAAUGUCAGGCAGUUAACUUUACCUUCAACCAUCGACCCCUACUCACAGCAUUUAAUACCCUUCGUAAAACGGCAUAGUCUUUUUUAAGAAGCCCAGGAAAGAUUAAUGGAGAACAAUAAAGUAAAAUGGGUAAAAUACAGGAGUUUAAAAAUCGCAGAACUAAAGGUUGGCUGAUAC
Messenger RNA from Trichobilharzia szidati, 492 nucleotides. The record is from the annotation of a GenBank genome assembly. Lineage: Eukaryota; Metazoa; Platyhelminthes; Trematoda; Strigeidida; Schistosomatidae.